Debaryomyces fabryi is the source of this 1761-nucleotide messenger RNA. Its product is annotated as MFS transporter. The coding region runs from base 1 to 1761 and encodes 586 amino acids. Lineage: Eukaryota; Fungi; Ascomycota; Pichiomycetes; Serinales; Debaryomycetaceae. The record is from RefSeq and is a predicted model, not a curated record. Gene Ontology annotation, molecular function: transmembrane transporter activity. The transcript has a single exon. Gene Ontology annotation, biological process: transmembrane transport.
AUGAAUAGGCAAAGUUCAAACCUUCAGGAUGAUUCUCUGACUUCUAUAGAUGAUAAUAGUAUCGAUAGUGAAAAAGUUCGUGCAUUUAAAGGUCACAAUAUGGACGCUCUGUCUAUAGCUCACCAAAGAAGUAACAGCAACGUCGAAGAUAGGGAAAGUUUGAGCAAACUAAUUUCCAAUAACAAGGGUGUAGAGAAGAUAAUCUCUGAAUUAGAAGAAGGCGCUGGUAAGUUAGGAGGAUUGGAAGAACCAUACGACAUAAAGAGGAUUGAAACAAACCCAGAUCCAAAUUCUACAUUUAAUGAUAAUGAUCCGUGGAAAUAUCCUAUUGAUCAAGAAACUGGUCUCAGAUUGGUUGAAUUUGUCCCAGAUGAUAAAAAAAAUCCAUUGAAUAUCUCAAAAGCAAGAAAAUGGACCUAUACUUUUCUCUUAGGAAUAAUUUGUUUCGUUGUUGCUCUAGGAUCUGCCAUUGUAACCGGAGAUAUUAGCGGGCCCAGAGAAUAUUUUGGCGUCAGCGAAGAGAUUAUUAUUUUAGCCUCUGUCACUAUGUUCGUUCUUGGUUUUGGUUUUGGCCCUUGUCUAUUCGCUCCACUUUCUGAAGAAAUAGGUAGACAACCGGUUUAUGUUGGUACGCUAUUUUUAGGGGUCAUAUUUAUAAUUCCCUGUGCAUUAGCUAAAAACAUUGAAACAUUAAUUAUUUGUAGAUUAAUAGAUGGCUUGGCCUUUUCUGCGCCUAUGUGUCUUAUAGGUGGUUCAUUGGCAGACAUUUGGGAAGCCAAAGAAAGAGGAGCUGCAAUGGCUGUCUUCUCAGCUGCUCCUUUUUUGGGCCCAGUUAUAGGCCCAAUUUUUGGUGGUUUGCUUGGUGAUAAUGCACCAACAUGGAGAUGGAUUUAUUGGUGUUUUCUAAUUAUUGCUGGAUUUUUCUAUGUUAUAUUUGUUUUGGCUCUCCCUGAAACUCAUCAUAGCACUAUAUUGAAACGUAGAGCUCAAAAGUUAAGAAAAGAGACUGGUGAUGACAGAUACAGAGCAAUUGCAGAAUUGAAGAUUAAGAGUUUCAAACAAGUUUGUAAUGAGUCGCUUUUGCGUCCAUUCAUUUUAUUAAGUGAAUUAAUUAUAUUCCUAAUAACCCUAUACAUGUCUGUUAUUUAUGGAUUAUUGUAUAUGUUUUUCUUUGCAUACCCAAUGGUAUAUGGUGAAGGUAAAGGAUGGAGUGAUUCUAUGGUUGGUGUUAUGUUUAUUCCAAUUGGUGUCGGUGUGGUUAUUUCUGCUCUUAUAGCCCCUUUUGUCAACCGAGACUACAACAAAAGAGCCCAAGUUUAUAGAGAUAGAGGAGAGUUACCACCAGCCGAAUUAAGGUUGAUUCCAAUGAUGUUUAGUUGUUGGUUCGUUCCUAUCGGGUUAUUUGCAUUUGCAUGGUCUUCUUAUCCAUCUGUCUCGUGGGCUGGUCCGUGCUUUAGUGGUCUCGCUGUUGGCUUUGGCUUCACUUGUUUAUAUAAUCCUGCUAAUAACUAUAUUGUUGAUUCUUAUCAACAUUAUGCAGCAAGUGGCUUAGCUGCGAAGACCUUCGUCAGAUCAAUAUGGGGUGCCUGUGUCCCAUUAUUUACUAUUCAAAUGUAUCAUAGAUUAGGCUACGAAUGGGCAUCAUCAUUAAUGGCUUUCAUUUCAUUAGCUUGCUGUGCUAUUCCUUUUGGAUUUUACUAUUACGGAGCAAGAAUAAGAACUUACUCAAAAUACGCAUAUUCCCCGGACUCAACCAAUUGA